Culex pipiens pallens (northern house mosquito) is the source of this 4466-nucleotide messenger RNA. It is a transcript of the gene Oseg6, whose product is annotated as WD repeat-containing protein 19. Gene Ontology annotation, molecular function: protein binding. The record is from RefSeq and is a predicted model, not a curated record. Gene Ontology annotation, biological process: intraciliary retrograde transport; cilium assembly. Bases 241 to 4332 code for a protein of 1363 amino acids. The transcript has 11 exons. Gene Ontology annotation, cellular component: intraciliary transport particle A; cilium. NCBI's taxonomy places the organism in Eukaryota, Metazoa, Arthropoda, Insecta, Diptera, Culicidae.
CAUUAAAAACCAAAGCAUUUGCGCGACGUCAAAAGUGGUUGUGGCUUCCAUGGCAACCCGUUUCUUAGGAAAGCGGUAAACAGAAAUUUUUCACUCUGGCUUCCAGAAUUCUUGAAAGACGGGCGAUUUUAUUUUGUGGGGAAGAAUUUAACCAAAUUUUUCAAGCUGCUGAAAAUGGCUGAUUCCGAGUAGCUUGAAGUAACGGAACCGCUGUGGUGCAGCGUUGGCGCGUGUGGAACAAUGAGCGGCGAUAAGGUUCUCUAUCGGAACGAGGAACCGCACGGACAGGGGGAUGCGUACUUUCUGUGGCAAACGGGCGGUUCGGCCCAGCUUAUGGCCACGACCGGAAGCGAUGGAACGGUGGCGAUCUCCAACCGGCAGGGACAGCUCAUCGAGCGGAUUGUGCUUCAAGGUCUCUGCGCAGGAUUUGCUUGGGAUCGAGACGGAGAUCUACUUGCUAUCAUCACCCAAAACUCACCCCAGUUGAUUCUAUGGGAUGCCAACUCCCAGAAGAAGCAAACUGUGGAUAUUGGUUUGAGGGAUCCACCCAGCUGUAUCGUUUGGUCCAAACGAGGUAUGCUACUGGCAGUGGCCACAGCUAGAGGGAACCUGUCGAUCUACAACCACCUGACCACCAAACGUAUCCCAAUUCUGGGCAAACAUACCAAACGUAUAACAUGUGGAGCCUGGUCAACGGAAAACGUACUAGCGUUGGGAAGCGAAGACAAGUUCCUCUCACUGAGCAACGAAGAAGGCGACACGCUGAGGUCGGUCCAGCUGCGGGACAAUCCUAGCGAUAUGCACUUUGCCGAAAUGAAAACCGACGAACGAGUUCCCGGCGAGAACACCAUCUCGAUGAUUCUGGGCAAACGGACGCUGUUCCUGUACCACCUGCCCGAGCCGGACUCACCGACGGAGUUGGGCUUUCAACAGCGGUACGGAUCGCUGCUGCAGCACAAGUGGUUCGGCGAUGGGUACGUACUGCUUGGGUUCAGCCAGGGUCACGUAGUUGCUAUUUCGACCCAUCCGAAGGAAGUCGGCCAGGAGCUGUGGCAGGUGAAGAAUCAUCGGGACUCGCUGAACAGUAUCGCGGUGUGUAAGGAGCUGGAGCUGAUUGCGUCCUGUGGGGAUAACAACGUCAAAAUCCACUCCAUGUCGAAUCUCCAAGAAACGGUCAAGAUCCUCACAUUACACGAUCAAGCCGCCAUGAAGAACAUCGAGUGGAGCUCCGAUGGCCAACUACUGGGCGUCACCACUUCGCAAGGCGCUGUCUGCGUGUUCGUUACCAAACUCCACUCCCUGUACGCCGUUUCGCCGCCACGGAUCGCUCUGCUUUCGAGCCUUGCCGAAGUGGCCAUCCAUCACUACGCGCCGGAUAAGGUCAAGUCAGCGCCGACGAUGAUCACGCUGGAGAUCGAACCUUCCUUUCUGGCGAUCGGACCGUACCAUCUGGCUUGCGGCAUGAACAACCACGUGUGGUUCUACGAUCUGGGACGAUCGCUGAACGAUAGUCCGCUGCUGCUGGGUGAUCGCGAGUACAUGUCCGAGAUAAAGGAGGUUUCGCUAAGUUCAGAGUACUGUGCGGUGCUGUGUGGCGGUCAGAUCAUGCUGCAUCCGAUUGAGUCCUCGAACGAGACUACCCUGAAUCGAGAGCCGAAAAUUUUCCCAGAUGAGAUACGUGGCAUGGCGGAGUCGGUGAUCACGUGUUUGGCGCUGACCAACGACUUUCUCUGCUUCGCUACGGAUCUCGGCAACAUUGUGCACUUUUCGCUGGAGCGUUGGUCAACGGUGGUCCAGUUUCGGCACCAGGUCGGUAUCAAAGCCCUUCACACCGACCUGGAUGGCACGCGGCUGGUGUUUAUCGACGAUCACAACCACGGGUACGUGUACAUCUCGGCAACGGAGGAAACCAUACGGAUUCCGGAGUUUCCCAAGCACACGAUCGGCGUGCUGUGGGAUUACUCGCACCCGACGGUGUUCAUCGCGUUCGAUCGGACCAGCUGUGUGACGUACACGUUCGUGCGGGCUUCGGUCGAGGGUAAGAAGGUCGACAAGGUCGGCACUACCGUGCUGAUCAGCGAUCAGAUCCCGUUGAUGCUGUACGACGGGGAUCUUUGUCUGCACGGAAGUGGAGGUCGGUUGACCACGGUCGUGCUGGACACGCACGCGAACAAACCCGGCCGCGAUGCGAAAGAACAGCUGGCGGCGGUCGUGCGGAUGCGGAAGCACAACGAGGCCUGGGAGCUGUGCAACCUGAUCAACGACGAGGAAGAGUGGAAACAGCUGGGACGGUCGGCGAUAGCGGAUCUGAACAUUGGGUUUGCUAUCAAAGUGUUUCGCAACAUUGGGGACGUUGCGAUGGUUUACGCGCUGGAGGAUUUAGUACAAAUAGAGGAUCUCAACACGCUGGCAGGGUUCUGUGCCCUGCUGCUGAACAAAAUCGACGAAGCAAAGACGCUGUUCGCCAAAAGUGGAAGUCCGUUGGAAGCGCUGGAGCUGUGCCGAGAUUUGCUACAGUGGGAACAGGCGAUGGCGCUGGCAGGUUCACUAGCACCUGAUCAGCUUCCCUUCUUGGCGAGGGAGUACGCUCAGCAGUUGGAGUUUACCGGGAAUCACGCGGAAGCUCUGAUGAACUUCGAGCGUGGUCUCAAGAGUGACAUUCUGCCGAAAUCGGCAGACGGAGUGAUUCAGCAGGAACUGCUAAACCAACACGUCGUGCUGUGCAAGGCGGGAAUCGCUCGGACAAGCGUCAAGUGCGGAGACUAUCGGCGAGGAGUUCAGCUUGCGCUGGAGCUGGAUGACAAGCAGCUGUUCAAUGAUUGUGGUGAAGCGCUGAUGGCUUCCGGUCAUAUCAACGAAGCUGCGAUACUGCUGGAGAGGGGUGAAAACUGGGACAAGUGCUGCGAGCUGUUCAUCCAGCUGAAGCAGUGGAAGAAGGUAGAUAACAUCUUGCCGAACGUGACUAGUCUGAAGCUGCACGCGGCCUAUGCCAAAGCAAAAGAGGCGGAAGGGCACUUUGCGGAUGCCAUCAACAGUUACCAUCUGGCCGGUGAUUUGGACAGUGUCGUGCGGAUAUACCUGGAGUACCUGUCCGAUCCGCACAGUGCUUCGGAGAUUCUGCUGGAGACACGAUCCGUUGAAGGAUCCAAAAUGCUGUCCAGAUACUUUGAGCAGCACGGUGACUUCGAGUCAGCAAUACAAUAUCUGGUGUUGUGCGGGUCUAUCAGUGAUGCAUUCGCAAUUGCACAAAAGCAGAACAAAAUCCGGUAUUACGGUGAAGUCCUGGAGCAGAGCUCCAGUGCGAAGCCGAGUGAUUAUCUGGUGCUGGCAACACACUUUGAAAGCGAAAAGUACACGCUUCUUGCAGGGAAAUACUACUUCCUGGGGAAAGAAUACUCGAAAGCGUUGAAGCAUCUUAUGAAAGCAUCCUCCUUCAGCAACGAGGAAAACAUGGCUCUAUCGCUGGCGAUCGACUGCGUUGCUUCGGCAAACGAUGAAAAGUUGUCGAAUCAGUUGAUCGAAUACCUGCUCGGUGAAACCGACGGCGUUCCCAAAGAUCCCAAGCUGUUGUUCCGGCUGUACAUGGCAAAGCGACAGUUCAAGGAAGCCGCCAAAGCGGCGAUGAUCAUCGCCAACCAGGAACAGAUCGCUGGAAACUACCGUAGCGCGCACGAUCUGCUGUUCUCGAUGUACCAGGAGCUGAAGCGUAACAACCUGACGAUAGCGUCGGACAUGAGGGCGUCGCUGACGCUGCUGCACCGGUACACGCUGGUACGAACGCACGUGAAGCGUGGAAAUCAUCUAGUUGCGGCGAAGCUGCUCCUGGAGGUCGCCAAGAAUAUCUCCCAGUUUCCGUCACACGUCGUCCCGAUCCUCACCUCAACGGUGAUCGAGUGCCACCGGACGGGGCUGCGCAAGUCGGCGUUCGAGUACGCGGUGAUGCUGAUGCGGUCCGAGUUCCGGAACCAGAUCGACGCCAAGUACGCCAAGAAGAUCGAGUCGAUCGUGCGAAAGGCGCCGCGCGGCGGCCUCGAGGACGAGGGCGCGUACGAGACCAGUCCGUGCCCGGUGUGCGAGGCGAACCUGCCCUGUAUGGACUUUAUCUGCGGCCAGUGCAAGACGACGCUGCCGAUCUGUAUCGCUACGGGUCAACACAUCGUGCGAGAGGACGUGGCAGCCUGUCCGGAGUGCGAUUUCCCAGCUUUAAAGGUCGAAUUUAUGAAGAUUCUGGAGACGACCGAAAACCAGUGUACCAUGUGCGGCGAGGAGAUUGAAGCGAUGCGGCUGGUGGAGAUUGACAACAUUCUACCUUACAUCGGUACGGGGACGUAAGCGUUUUGGGGAGCGGUCGGCAGAACGUGAGGGCAUUCGCUAGCGUACCUUAACUCAAAACCAUUCACAAAGUGCUUUAACGUGAGUAUCUCAUUUUUUUAAUAAGUGGAUUUAUUACAGUGUACAGUCGUAAC